AUGUUAGAGGCGACGUUGAGUGAUUCAUACUGGCACAAAUCUCACUUCCUCAAGUUUCGAGCAUGCUGGGAAUUGAGUUGGUUGGUCUAUCACUCUCAGAUCCAAGGACCCAGCUUUGAUCAAAAUCGAGAAUCCUUAAACUUAGAGGAAGAAGCUGGGCUUUUGAGUCGUGUCUUUUUCUUCUGGGUUUUACCGGUGCUUCAGCAAGGGUACACAGGUUAUUUAGCACUUCACAGUCUACCUGAGAUCCACUCAAAGCUACGACCUGAGACCCUCCGACAGAAGCUUUUGGCUGCAUGGAUAGCAAGAGAUAAGCCUAUCAAGAAGUGGACAUUGCCAUUUGUGCUGUUGCAUUCAUUUCGAUAUGCUUUUCUGUCUCCGAUCGCGCCCCGACUCUCGCUUAUUGUAUUCCGCUAUUUGCAACCUAUCUUCAUUGGCAUUGCGAUUGAUUUUGUCAGGGACUCAUCGUCAGGAAAAGGUUCCUAUUUAGUGGGCUAUGCCACAGUCAUCUACAUGGGAUUGGCGGUUUCAGCGGCCAUUUACCAGCAUCGAAUCAAUCAGUUACAAAUCAUGAUCAGAGGAGGUAUGAUCAGCCUUGUUCAUAACCACUCACUAAAGGUCCCCGCGAUGAGCUCUGAUAGCUCCGAAGCUUUGGCUCUGGUGGGGUCCGAUAUUGAAAGCAUCGAAUCAACAGGAGAGAUCUUGCACGAGACUUGGGCUCAGCUUUUUGAAGUGAUUAUUGGAACUUUUAUGUUGGCAGCCCGAGUAGGAUGGCUUGCAUUCUUGCCAUUGAUCAUAAUAUUUGGUGAAGCCCACUAUUUUCGAAUCCUAAUCCUAGCUUUAAAGUACUAA
This is a messenger RNA of Penicillium malachiteum, 852 nucleotides long. Its product is annotated as ATP-binding cassette transporter. Gene Ontology annotation, cellular component: membrane. The record is from RefSeq and is a predicted model, not a curated record. Gene Ontology annotation, biological process: transmembrane transport. Lineage: Eukaryota; Fungi; Ascomycota; Eurotiomycetes; Eurotiales; Aspergillaceae. The transcript is spliced from 3 exons. Gene Ontology annotation, molecular function: ATP binding; ABC-type transporter activity. The coding region runs from base 1 to 852 and encodes 283 amino acids.